Molecule: messenger RNA, 3493 nt
Organism: Ceraceosorus guamensis
Lineage: Eukaryota; Fungi; Basidiomycota; Exobasidiomycetes; Ceraceosorales; Ceraceosoraceae
Exons: 4
Coding region: 125-3163 (1012 amino acids)
Source: RefSeq, a predicted model, not a curated record
CGCAGCGUAGUCCUCUUUCAGCCAUCACACUCACUGACUUGGUGACUCGCAACUGCAUGCUGCAUGUGGGCUCCGCCGUUCUCACUUUUCGCCGCUGCAAGAUCGUCCUUCUGAUGUAAAAGCUAUGCCAGCCUCAUCCUCGCCUUCAUCGCCAGCUGUCGAGGUCGACGACUCUCAGCAAGGCGUCCUAGACGUCGUCCCAUCUACCUCUCCCUCCACGUCCCCGGCCAAGAGCGACACGAGCUUCACAUCUAAGGCGGGAGCUGCUACCUCUGGACAAAAGAAGAAGCACAAAUCUGUGCGCUCCCUGACGAGAGAGUACGAAGAGACCUCCUCUCCAGUCUAUCCUUCUUCAGAACGUGGGCCGAGCAUCUCCUCUACGCUAUUCCCUCCAUCGUCCGAGGAGGGCCAAGACGUCGCAAGACCUGAUCUGAGCGGAAGACGAGCCUCAAAUUCGUCCAGCGGGUCGACCAAAGGUCAACAAUCGGGGUCAACCCACGCUCGAGCUCCGUCUGUGCUGCUCGCAUCUGGCAGCUAUCCAUCCACUCUUUCGCCAGCAUCCGAAACGAGCCCUAAUAGACCGCGCACUAUCAGUGGUAGUAGUCUAAGCGCUGAGCAGCUGCGAAACACCAACAAGGCUUUGGGCAUUGCGAGCGCGGGCUACCCCUCAUCUUACUCGAGGGAAAGGAAAUUGAGUUCUACCUUUGAGGGCAGCCCUGAACGCAAGGCGGUGCCGCUACCUGAGACGACCCAGGGUGCAGGGGCUGCGCCACAAAGGCACAACAUGGAGAGAGAGACAAGUUUGGAAAGUAAGGGCGGGCUGCCGGCGCUCCGCGUCAGUGUACAGCCAGCAACUCCAUCGCUCAAUGGCUUCCCAGAGGGAGAACAGGCUCGCGCGACCGAGGCAGCCAAGGCAUCCCGUACUGCCGAGGAGCAGGAGGAGGCCUACGAAUCUCUAGAUGCCUUCCCGAGCGAUGCGACUUCGCCGUUGGACAGGCAAAGUUCAUCAGCGUCAUCUGAACUGACAUCCGGUGGACUUUCGCUGAGCGCUUUGGAUCGGAUGAGCCCCGCAGAGAGGCGCGAGCAUAGCCGCAUGCACUCCACUGUCCAUGCCAGGAACCUGUCGACAUUCUUCCCGAGACCUGGUACGGAGGCAGAGGCAGAAGCAGAUGCUGCUCAAGCGGCAAGAAACUUUUCUGGCGCAGCUCCAGCCGAUACCACGGAAGCAACUCUGGCACCGGCUUCCGCCGACGGAGGUGCCAGCUUGCAAUCUAGCUCCAGCAGGAGCAGAAGAGGACAUCAUCGAAAACACUCCGUCAAUCAUGCGGCGAUGUUGGAUGCUAGAGGCGGAGUUCAGACGCACAGCCUCGGCUCUUCCCCAGGCGAGGUGUCGGCUGGAGGGCUGUCAUCUGCCAGUCCUAUGUCUCCCGUAUCCGCAGCGACGGGCAAGUACGGCUCGGAUGUGCCCCCUUGGGAAGUUAAUGCUCCUUCGUCGCUGGACAACUCGGGCCCACGUCACGCACCGCACGCAGCUGCGACCGCAUUCGGGUCUUCCUCUUCUUCCAGCUCCCUCGCGGACUUGUCCGGUCUGCCACCUUCCGCCAGACCCCUCCUCUUGUUUGGUGCGGUGCACUUUGCUGUAGGAGCGGGACUAUGGGUGGCCGGACAGGCGGGAGACUCUUUGGCCAUGACGGGUCUGGGAUAUCUUGUCGUAUUUGACGCGCUCGGUAGCUGGUGCGAAGCCGGCGGACAGUGGGCUACCACCAAAGCUAAGGCGGAAAACAAGGCUGGAAAGGUAUACGGACCUCAACGAGUCGAAACGCUGCUGCACUUUGUGCAAUCUAUAUACCUCGUAUUCGCAUCCAUCUACGUCCUCAAAGAGUCGAUCGAGCACGCAUUGCUGGAGGGUUCGGAAGAGGUGCAUGCAGAGGACAAUGCGGGGUUGCACCUGCCUAGCGGGUUACUGCUGGCUGCCAGUGCAGCCGGCCUUAUCAGCAGCAUGGUGCUCGGUAAUCAUCAAGGCCUCGUCGCUGCGUGCGGCAUUUCUACUGCGGCUGCAGACUCUCAGUCAGGUCGCACGGUUAGGAGCCGAAGAGGGCACGCGCGAAAAGCCUCAGUGCUGGUCGAUCCGGCCACACUGGCUGGUCCAUUCCUUUCUCUGCUCUCCAACCCUUUCAGCUUGACCAUCCUCUUCUUCAGCCUGGUGCUCACGCUCGCCAGCAUCGUCAUGCCUCCGUUUCAGGUAGCUGCGUUGGACAAGGUACUCGCAGGUCUGGAGAGCGCCGCGAUGAUUUAUAUUGCGUACCCGGCUAGCAAGGCGCUGGGAAAGGUCCUUCUCCAGACUGCGCCUGAGAAGUGGCAGACACAGAGCGUACAGCUCAUGCAUACCCUCAAGACUAUUGAGGAGCACCCGCUCGUGACCUACGUAGCACCGCCGCACUUGUGGCAAUUGACGCCCAAGACGUCCGCCUUAUCUGGUCCACAGGGACAAGUGCCUUCGAUCCUUUCAGGCGGUGCGCAUGUGCAGCAGACGGGUCCGAGAUCUGCCAAGGCAGCGUCGCUCAUCGCCAACGUGCAAGUGUUUUUGCACAAGGAAGCGACAGACUCGGACGUGCUCAAUGUGACUAGGUGGGCUUGGCAAUUAGCUGCACCGGCUUUGGGAGCGGGAACGGGAGCUAGUGCAGGAGAAAGCUUGAGGGGUAGCUUGAGAGCUGGUGAACUGGUCAUUCAGUGCAGCAGAGAGGGCAGAGAAAGAUCGGGCUGUGAUCAUGAGCAUGAUGGGCACGAUCAUGAUCACGCACACGCACACGCACACGACGACUCUGCCCAUCGUCACCAUGAUCAUGACCGCCACGAACACGUGCACCACGAUCAUGCCCAUCAUCACCACGAUCACGGUGCACACAACCAUCAGGAUCACUCUCACUCCCACAAUGGGCACGGUCACGCUCAUAGUCUUGCACACGACCAUGGCCACGAUCACAGCCAUGAUUCUGGGCAGAGCCAAGGCACGAUCAAAGGCGCGAGCAAAGACCAAAGCCACAGCCACAGCCACAGCCAUGAGCAUGCCCACUCUCACUCUCAUGCACAUGACCACGCGCACCACGGUCACACUGACGAUUCCUCUAGCCAGAAACACAAUUCCCAUACGCACACCCACUAAUGCAGCCGCUUGGGGCGCGGUAGUCGCGCGCAGUCUCGAGCAUCCCCAGUCUCGUGCAAUACAUUGAUUACGAUUCAUAUUCGCAGCCUAGGCGCGUGCACGGCUAGUGACCAUCGCUGGCGACGCGCUCGACGUUGAAAGCGUCGGUGAGGUACUGCUCCACCUCUGCCUGGUGGGCGCGCUUGGAGCCGGUGGCGACGGAAGCGUAGGGAGGUCUGGAAGCCAGAACGGCGAGGGUGUCCUUGUGGUGUUCGGUGUGUCUGCAAGCCGUUCUCAAUCUAGGUUGGACAUAAGACCAAGCACCGUUAUUGAGUGGUUCUUCCUGCACGU